AUGGCGAGGCUAUCCAACCCCAUCGCCUUCACUCGCUGGCCUGUCACCCUCCUGACCACCGCAGUCUACCUCGCGAUCAUCGUUACCUUGAUUGUUGUCCAGACAGGCGUGCCCAAUCCUCCCUCUUCUGCUACCCCUAUCCAUGGCAUCAAUCUGACCGAGGCAUGGAACGACUUGCAGCUCCUCACCUCCUCGCGUCACCCUUACAAUACACAUGCCAACGACAAAGUCCACGACUGGCUCCUCGCUCGAAUCACGUCUAUUCUGGAGGGGAGUCUGGAAAGUCCCUCCGACGCCUCGAGCACCACGCCAGCCGCGUAUGUCUUCGAAGAUAACACGUCGAACCUGACAUACUCAUCGGGGAGCAUCUCAACAGCUGCUGGGAUAAGUGUCUAUUUUGAGGGCACAAAUCUCAUCGUCUACGUACCAGGCACAGAAGAUGAUACAUCCGAAUGGUGGCUGGAUCCGAAUGGAAAGCCUUCCACUCGGAAUGCUGUCCUGGUGAAUGCUCACUAUGACAGUGUCUCCACUGGAUUUGGUUCUACAGACGAUGGUGUUGGGGUCAUAUGCGUGCUCCAGUUGUUGAAGUAUUUCACUACGCCUGGCAAUAAGCCUAAGAAUGGCGUUGUCCUUCUACUCAACAACGGCGAAGAAGACUUUUUGAAUGGUGCCAGUGUGUUUGGACAGCAUCCCAUGUCGAAAGUGGCCAGUAGUUUCCUCAAUCUUGAAGGAGCAGGCGCUGGAGGGAGAGCAGCACUUUUCCGCAGCACAGAUGAUGCCGUAACAAAGGCUUAUGCUCAUUCCAGAUACCCGUUCGGCUCGUCGACUACUGCUGAUGGAUUCAAUCGAGGACUUGUCCGAAGCCAAACGGACUAUGUCAUAUUCAACGGAAAGCUCGGUCUAAGGGGCCUCGAUGUUGCUUUCAUCGGGCCGCGGGCACGAUAUCAUACCGAUCAAGACGACUCACGGCACACCGGUAGAGCAUCACUUUGGCACAUGCUUUCAGCAGCCGUAGCAACAACCGAGUCUUUGACCUCUGCUUCUCUGAAAACGAAUCUAGAGCCUGGGAAUACACCUGGCAGUCGGGCUCUCUGGUUUGAUUUGUUCGGCAGAGCCUUCGCUGUCCUGCAAGCACAUACUUUCUUCGCACUUUCGGUCACGCUACUGGUGGCUGGACCUAUCAUCCUUCUGGCCACGCUAAUCAUGCUUUAUCGGAUUGACAAGUUUUACCUGUUUUCUGGAUCUAGGGAAUACCAUAUGCCUGAUGGGGAGGACAGAGUCUCCUUGUAUGGGUGGCGUGGGUUCUUCCGCUUCCCAAUGAUAUUCCUCGUGGCAUGCGCAGCACCAAUUGCUCUGGCAUACCUUUUGUUUAAAGAGAACCAGUACAUUGCUCACAGUAGCGAAUGGGCUGUUUGGAGCAUGAUGAUUUCAUCCUUCGUCUUUGUGGCAUGGUUUCUUUGUCGGGCAGCAGAUUUUGGGAGACCGUCAUCGUUGACUCGGGCUUACGGACUGUCUUGGAUGUGGCUUGCAUGGUGGGUUUUCUUGGUUGUCGCCACGGUCUUUGAGGAGCAUCUGCACUUGGUCGGCGUGUACUUCGUCCUCAUCUAUACAGCUACUCUCUUUUUAGCCACAUGGCUAGCCUACCUGGAGCUCUUCUCCUUACCAAAGAAAUCGACAUACUGCCGUGGUAAGUUCGGGGACGACUAUUCUACAUCGCCCUCGCGCAGUAGUUCCGGAGUCAGGUAUGGCACCUCUACAACAGGACAAGAGGAAGGUGGCGAGGAGGUCGAGAACAACGAAGAAGAGCCAACAGAAAGAUCCAGCUUGUUGAGAAGUCGGGGCCGCUCGACCUUCAAAGGGUAUCGUCCAGAAGGCACAGAACCCAGCCCAAGUGCAAAAUCCAAAGAUGACAAGAGCUCUCAGCCCGAAGAACAAGAAUGGAGCAAAUCUCAGUGGACAUCCCUCUGGCUGCUGCAGAUGCUCGUGGUUGUGCCUAUCAAUCUGGUCAUUGUUGGUCAACUUGGCUUGUUGACCACAGAGGCUCUACAUCAGACCGGACAAGAUGGGAGCUCGAUGUUUUUGGUGUACAUCAUGAUCGCAGCCGCCACGAUUCUAAUGUUUUCUCCUGUGGUUCCAAUCCUGCACAGGUUCACCUGGCAUAUUCCGAUGUUCUUCCUUCUCGUGCUAAUAGGCACGUUGGCAUACAACCUCACCGCUUUUCCCUUUUCGGCGGAUAACAGGUUGAAACUGUUCUUCGCUCAGCAGGUCAACCUGGAUACGGGAGAUAGUGUGGCGUCGCUUGGGGGAGCCACUCCUUUUGUGCGCUAUGCAGUCGGACAACUGCCCGAUGUAGCCAGUGACAGCAUUGAAUGCAUUCCAUACGGACCCAACAACAAUCUCGAGAGGUGUUCUUGGACCGGCCCUCCCCCAAACGUUGCCAACCCAUCGAGUUCACUUCCUCCCGAGAAGCAGUACAAGAGCUGGCUGAGUUUCAAUGUCACCAGGAUCAACGACAGUGACAGCGACAUCAAAGCACGAUUCGUCAUCUACGGCAAGAACACACGAGCGUGCAAGAUCAUGUUCGACUCACCGAUUAGAGCAGUCCAUGUUGAAGGCCAAGCACCUCGCGACAAGCGCUUCGCUCCCGUGCCUGAGAGUGGGAGUGGAGAGGUCCGACUUUGGUCGAGGACCUGGGAUCGGGCUUGGACUGUCGACGUGUCUUGGGCAGAUGCGACCUCGGACGAAGAGGGGGGUGCCUACGAAGGCAGCGAGAAGCUUGCUGGCAACGCCACCAUGACCGGCAGGGUUGUGUGUCUGUGGAGCGACGUGAAUCAGGUGGGAUUGAUUCCUGCCUUUGAUCAAGCUGUGCAUUACACGCCGGAUUGGGUGGCGAUCACGAAAGCCAGUGAUGGCUUGGUCGAAGGAUACAAGCAGUUCGAGGUGUGA
Messenger RNA from Exophiala spinifera, 2946 nucleotides. RefSeq lists its product as uncharacterized. Gene Ontology annotation, molecular function: metalloexopeptidase activity. Gene Ontology annotation, biological process: proteolysis. The record is from RefSeq and is a predicted model, not a curated record. The transcript has a single exon. The coding region runs from base 1 to 2946 and encodes 981 amino acids. Lineage: Eukaryota; Fungi; Ascomycota; Eurotiomycetes; Chaetothyriales; Herpotrichiellaceae.